Messenger RNA from Colletotrichum spaethianum, 2196 nucleotides. Its product is annotated as pre-mRNA-splicing ATP-dependent RNA helicase PRP28. The record is from RefSeq and is a predicted model, not a curated record. Gene Ontology annotation, molecular function: ATP binding; RNA binding; RNA helicase activity. NCBI's taxonomy places the organism in Eukaryota, Fungi, Ascomycota, Sordariomycetes, Glomerellales, Glomerellaceae. The transcript has a single exon. The coding region runs from base 1 to 2196 and encodes 731 amino acids. Gene Ontology annotation, biological process: mRNA splicing, via spliceosome. Gene Ontology annotation, cellular component: catalytic step 2 spliceosome.
AUGAAUACCAACCAGGCGAGAAAGACCCCUCUCGACCUCGAAGAGAUCCUCAAGAAGAAGAAGGCCGCCGACGCCGCCGCAUCGAAGCUACGAUUCAUACCGAAGAAGGAGAGGGAACGCCAGGCAGCAGAGAAGGCUAAGCAGGAGGAAGAAGAGCGCAAGCGCAAGGCCGAAGAGGACGCGAAAAAGAAGGCCGAACUCGAGAGGAAAUGGGCUGCUGAGGCGAACGGUGCCGCCCAUAACGGAACACAGAAUGGAGCCGGUGGCAGGAUACCCACGGGCCCGAAGGCCAUGCACAGCACGGAGAACGGCCGGGGUCCUGGAGGUCGAGGACGUGAUAAGCAAGAGCAGCGAAAGGCGUCGACAAAGGACGGCAAGGAGAAGAAGUCUGCCGAGGCGAUCGAGGCAGAUCUCUUGCGCAACCGGUACUUGGGCCCCGAGGUCAAUAAGCAAUCAAAUUUCUCGGUGAAGAAGAAGCGGAAGAGGGCGACAGAGUUCAAAUUCGAGUGGGAUGCCGAGGAAGACACCACGCUUGACGACCCCAUCUACGAAUCAAACAGCACGACCCUGAAAUCAUACACAUUCGGCAGCUUGUCCGGCGAAUACAAUGAGGAGGCCGAAGAGAUCGCUCGCCGACGGGCAAGGAUGAUCGAAGAAAGGGACCGCGAGUUCGGAAAGCAGCGCGCAAAGGAGUUUAUGGAAGAUUUCUACAGAGCACGAGAGAAGGCGAAGGAGCGCGCAGACAGGUCGGGUCUAGGCAAGCACUGGACGAAGAAGGCCCUUUCAGAGAUGCGGGAACGUGACUGGAGAAUCUUCAAGGAAGACUUCGGCAUUGCCACCAAGGGCGGUCAAAUCCCCAACCCGAUGCGCAGCUGGGAAGAAUCGGGCUUGCCGCGACAGCUCUUGAACAUCGUGGACAGAGUUGGCUACAAAGAUCCCUCGCCUAUUCAAAGAGCAGCUAUUCCGAUUGCGCUGCAGGCUAGAGACCUUAUUGGUGUGGCCGUUACAGGUUCCGGUAAAACGGCAGCGUUCCUGCUGCCGCUGCUGACCUACAUCCAGGAUCUGCCGCCCCUGACGGAGAUCAACAAGAACGACGGAGCCUACGCACUCAUUUUGGCGCCCACGCGUGAAUUGGUCCAGCAAAUCGAGACGGAAGCACACAAAUUCGCUGAUCCUCUGGGCUUCAACGUUGUUAGCAUCGUGGGUGGUCACUCUAUGGAGGAGCAGGUACAGGCGCUGUCACACGGCGCCGAGAUCAUCGUAGCAACCCCGGGUCGUCUGGUGGACUGCAUUGAAAGACGCCUCCUCGUCUUGUCACAGUGCUGCUACGUCAUCAUGGAUGAAGCCGAUCGAAUGAUCGAUCUCGGUUUCGAGGAGUCUGUGAAUAAGAUUCUCGACGCUCUGCCCGUAUCGAACGAGAAGCCAGACACGGAUGAUGCAGAAAACGCCCAGAUGAUGCAGAAAUACCUCGGCGCCAGGGACAGAUACAGGCAGACGAUGAUGUACACAGCCACGAUGCCGCCGACUGUCGAAAAGAUUGCGAGAAAGUACCUCCGGCGUCCUGCCAUCGUCACAAUCGGUAACGCUGGCGAGGCCGUCGAGACAGUUGAGCAAAGGGUCGAGUUCGUUUCGGGCGAGGACAAGAAGAAGAAGCGCCUGCAGGAGAUCCUUGGCGCGGGAGACUUUGCCCCGCCCAUCAUCGUAUUCGUCAACAUCAAGCGCAAUUGCGAUGCCGUCGCGCGCGACGUCCAGAGAAUGGGUUAUUCGGCGGUCACGCUCCACGGAAGCAAGACGCAGGAGCAGAGAGAGGCGGCGUUGGCCUCGGUGCGCAACGGGCAGACGCAGGUACUGGUGGCGACGGACUUGGCAGGAAGAGGUAUCGACGUGCCGGACGUCAGUCUCGUCAUCAACUUCAACAUGGCGACCAGCAUCGAGAGCUACACGCAUCGUAUCGGUCGUACGGGUCGUGCGGGCAAGAGCGGUGUCGCCAUCACGUUCCUGGAACAGAGCGACUCGGACCUGUUCUACGACCUCAAGCAGAUGCUCUCCAAGAGUUCCAUCUCUCGAGUGCCCGAGGAGCUUCGGCGGCACGAAGCCGCGCAGCAGAAGCCGCAGCGAGGAGGAGGCGGAGGGCACAACAAGAGGGCAGGGGGUGCAGAGGAGGCGUCAGGCAAGGGGGGCCAGUGGGGCGCCUAA